AAACCUGCAGCAUGGUCUACCGCCGCGACACAGGGAUCUUAGCAGUGAUUGGUGUCUUUGUGGCGUGUCAAGUAGCAACAACAGCUACUGUUAAAUCUACUGCUGGCAGAAAUGAUAAAUUUCUAUAUUUUGCAUAUGGCAGUAACCUCUUGGCUAAGAGAAUACAUAUGAAUAACCCAACGGCUGUUAGGACUGCUAAGGCCAAACUUGCGGAUUAUCGACUUGAUUUCGGAAACUGGUCUCGUCGCUGGAAAGGUGCUGUUGCCACAGUUGUUCCUGAUCAAGGAAAACAUGUAUGGGGAGCUGUUUGGCGGAUAGAUAAAUCCGAUAUGGACAACUUGGAUAGACAAGAAGGUGUUCCAUCAGCCAUGUACUUUCCGUUUGAGGUUAAAGUUGAGAAAUCAGAUGGAAAGAAACUGCUGUGCCGCUGUUAUCAACUGUGUGACAAUCCAUCAGAGCUAGAACCAGGGCAGCCUAUUCCAGAAGACCGACUUCCCUCUGAACUAUACAUGAGUGUGAUAAUACAAGGAGCACGAGACACAGGUCUCCCACAUGAAUAUGUAGAGCAGCUGGAAAAAAUCCCCCACAAUAGUUACAAAGGUGAUAACAGUACAAUAUUGUCUUUUUUGGUAUCAAGUUCAUAAGUUUGGUGAUCACGCCCGUGCGUUCACACUCACACUCACUUGUGAAAUUGACGAGAAAACCACUCUACAUGUAAUGUAAUGCCUAGGGUAAGAUACUGAAAUGGUUAAAAUAGUUUUCGAUUAUUAUAAGGUUUCGUCAGAAAAAAAUAUUUAAGCUGAUCCUGUAUUUAAAUGCUUUGUACAUGUGUUAUUCUUUGUCUUGUUGGAAAGAGAAUUACACAACAUGUGGGUGAAAGCAAACAUUUUUGCCAUGGAGGAACUUGUUCUAUUACGUACGCAGAAGUAUACGUCUCUGUAAAAAAAAAUAAGUAUCACAUAAGCUGAACAUCUCAUGAUUAAUGCCAUGAACAAUUGGCACACAAA
This is a messenger RNA of Schistocerca nitens (vagrant locust), 1007 nucleotides long. RefSeq names its product gamma-glutamylcyclotransferase-like. Gene Ontology annotation, molecular function: gamma-glutamylcyclotransferase activity. The coding region runs from base 12 to 644 and encodes 210 amino acids. The transcript is spliced from 4 exons. Lineage: Eukaryota; Metazoa; Arthropoda; Insecta; Orthoptera; Acrididae. The record is from RefSeq and is a predicted model, not a curated record.